AUGGUGGUGGGCGCGUUCCCUAUGGCGAAGCUGCUAUACCUGGGCAUCCGGCAGGUCAGCAAGCCGCUUGCCAACCGCAUUAAGGAGGCCGCCCGCCGAAGCGAGUUCUUCAAGACCUAUAUCUGCCUCCCGCCAGCUCAGCUGUACCACUGGGUGGAGAUGCGGACCAAGAUGCGCAUCAUGGGCUUCCGGGGCACGCUCAUCAAGCCGCUGAACGAGGAGGCGGCCGCCGAGCUGGGCGCCGAGCUGCUGGGCGAGGCCACCAUCUUCAUCGUGGGCGGCGGCUGCCUGGUGCUGGAGUACUGGCGCCACCAGACGCACCAGCGUCACAAGGAAGAGGAGCAGCGCGCCGCCUGGGACGCGAUGCAGGACGAGGUGGGCCGCCUGGCGCUGGCGCUGGAGGCCCUGCAGGCGCAGGUGCAGGCGGCGCCGCCGCGGGGCGCCCUGGAGGAGCUGCAGGCGCAGAUGCAAGAGGUGCGCGCCCAGCUCUGCGCCCCGGACCCGCCGCCCGCGCCCCAGGCAGAGCCCACAUCCCGGGAAGUGUCCUCAUCCAAGGAAAAGGAGCCUGCCGAAGCCUGAACUUAGACGUGGCCCUGUGUGCCCUGAUGUGGCCUUCUCCCUGCGUUACCCUACCUGUGCUGGCCCAGUGGAAACCACCGGGAUGUGGAUGCAACUUGGAUUAGGUCACCCCAUACUGACCCGUGGUACCUUCCACUGCGACCAGCCCCCAGCAGGUGAAGCGUUCCAACAUAGCCCCCUCCAGCCUCUAGCUCAUUUGGUACAGUCCGCACUGCUGUCUCUCCAGCCCACUCCAAACCACACAGCCCUAUGGGGUCCCAGCCAGCAGGAAGGACACCAUGCUCACUCCUCUGGCAGAAGAAAACAUGGAACCGGACUUGAGCCAAAUCAACCUAUCAGCCCUCCAUUUACUUAUCAGUGUUACUUUUCCCUGGGACUCUCAGCCUUUACAUCGGAAUACCUCCUUCCCUUUGUCAGUUGGUACAGGCUGUCGUAAGGAAACGCAGUGUCUUUCAGUGAGCUGCUGCCUCUCCCACCUUCUAAGGUGGGCUUUCUCUGGGCAUCACUCCUCUUAUGAGGGAAAAAAAAAGGGAUCUUGGCUUGCAGUUGAUCCAUCAAAUAUUACACCUUUCACCUUAACCUGAUCCGUGGUACCUUCCCCUGAGACACUCAAAUGGAAUAUUCCAACAGAACCCCCCUCAUCCUUCAGUCUACGGCACAACCCACUGGAAUGGCUAUGCGGGGUCUUCUGGUAAUGCCCUACCAACCCUGCUUCUGGUGGAAAAUUUGAUCCUGUCUGUGGCUAGUCCGACCUGUCUUUCAGCCUCAGCCCCCUGUUAACCUGUCCUCAGUGUCCCUGGGCCUUUCCUGACGUGUCCUUUCCUACCGUCCCCACUGUCUUCUUCAGUGGCCUCUCUCAGGGGACUGCCGGCCGUGAUCACAGCCCCCAUGUUCCAUCAAAUCUAUAGAUCUCUGUGCUAUUGCCUUCCUUCCCUGCGGCUCUGGACUGGUCCAACUGUCCCCCUCCUGCCUCCAUAACCCCCUCUAUCCCACUGGGCUAGGCCACCAGUUGAUCUUACCUUUGUUAUUUAGUUUCCAGGGCUGCCAUAACAAAUGACCACAAACUCGGUGGCUUAAAACAACAGUUUAUUCUUUCACAGUUCUGGAGGCCAGAGAUCUGAAAUCAAGGUGUUCGCAGGGUCACGCUCCCUCCACAGGCUCUAGGGGAGGAUCCUUCCUUGCCUCUUCAGCUUCUGUUGGCCUCAGGCAUUCCUUGGCUUGUGGCCCCCUAUCUCCAGUCUCUUCCUCCAUCUUCACCUGGCCUUCUUUUGCUCUCUGUCUCUUGUAAAGACUCCUGUCAUUGGAUUUAGGGCUUACCCUAAAUCUAGGAUUAUUUCACUUCGAAAUCCUUAACUGAAUUACAUCUACAAAGACCCUUUUUCCACAUAAGCUCCCAUAACUUUCCCUGGGUUAGGAUGUGGACACAUCUUUUGGUGGGCCACUAUUCAACCCACUACACCUCCCCACCCCAGGAGUAUGCUGGGACUCCUGCCAACCCCGUGGGACAUUCAGGGAACCACAAGGGUGAGAGGAACAGUCCAGGAACCACCAUUCAUUACCUGGAGUCUCUUCCAGGACCCACCUCUGAAGCGGGAGGGGUCUGGGCCCCACCAGUCUGCAUUCUGUCUUUCAGACUGUAGAUGUUUCCCAGUUAAAAGAGCCCUGGAGAGAGGAAGUCCUCUGAAGGAUGUGUCAGAGAAUCAUGAUCUGAUCUCCAAAAUGAGUACAAGCCUCUUUAAAAUUAGGAGAGAAGCUGAGAAAGUUCUGAUGGGGGUGAGUGGUAGAGCAUCAUCCAAGAUGGGGAAACUGAGGCCCAGCGGAAGCAAAGGGACUUGCCCAGGGCCAACAAGCCAGUGAGGUGAUGAAGCAGUGAGAGCAGAGGCAGGGAGGGAGAUGGAGAAGGGAAGCAGGGUGCUUGAGGGCACUGGUACAGGGCGAGGAGGAAGAUGAGAGGGAAGCAGAUUACUGGGAGAGGGGCAAGAGACCUCUCUACACAGAGGCCAAAGGCACCCCAGGGGCAGCAUUGAGAGUGGAGGGGGGCACAGUCCUCUGUCAGAACAGCCCCAGAUUACACCCAAGAUCUUAGCAUUUAAUGAAUGAGGUUAGAUCCAUUCCACCUGGACCCGUUUCCCAGCAGCUCUAGGUGAAGUGGGAGGGGCCAGCUUUCUCUCCCUUCCUCCGUCACCUCACUUCCCCAGCGGAGUGAAAAUACUCUGGACCCAAGACCUACCCAGACAGAAAACCAAGAAACCAGGGUUCUGAAACAGCAUCUUAAUUCCUUCUAGAAGAGCCCCCUCUGAUGUAGAGGGAGCUGAGGGAGGUGGGCCCCAGGUAGGGGUAUCUUUAAAAUUGGAAGUGACUUGAGUGGGUUAAAUGACGAGGGGAAGAAGGCAAGAGACAGAGCUACCACUGGAUGAUGGGGUGAUUGAUGGAGCCAGGUGGGCAGGCUUAGUGCCUGUUGCCAUGGUUACCCCAGGGCAGUCCACUCUGGCACUGACACAUCUCUGGAGCACGGGUUGCUGGAGGCCAGGCACUGUUUUACUGCCCUCCCCACAUCAUGUCAGUGUCAAUGACCCAUCUCGUCAGUAAGGUGUGGUCAUUAUCAAAAUAGGUGGAGUUUAUUGAGCUCUGGUUAGGUGCGGGGCACUGUUCUAAGUGCUUUACAUAGUCCCCAUAACAUUUUCUUUGUUGCCUUGAUGAGGAAACCGAGGCACAGAGAGGGAAAAUCACCCACCCAAGGUCACACAGGCGGGGAAGAAGCAGAGGUGGGGUGUGAAGACGGGCAGUCUGGGUCAGAACCCGUAACCCCUGCGCCAUCCUGACCCUGAUGUCAUGCUGCUCUUACAUCUCCGAGACUCAAAACUCAGCCCUGACGUGUACUUACGUGUGGCGAGACCUCGUGGGAUGCAUCCGCUUCACCCACUGGGUGGGGGUGGGAUCAGCAUGUGUGGAAGUGGAAAGAGUCCCCUCUCAAAAUGCACAAGGCCAGAGGAUGCUUCAUCGCUCUGGUUUCCUGCUAGCUAAAAUUUUGUAUACAUUUGUGACUUGGGGAGAGGGGUUAGAAUAAAUUUGUAAUCCAAAUUGGUUGUCUUCAAGUUGAUGCAUUUUUUCCCCAUAUUUAAAAAAAGCCCCGUUAACCUGAGAAAAAAUAUCCUUCGUUUAUUCUUUCAUUCAAGAAACUGUCACCGAUGGGACUUCCCUGGUGGCACAGUGGUUAGGACUCCACGCUCCCAAUGCAGGGGGCCCGGGUUUGAUCCCUGGUUGGGGAACUAGAUCCCACAUGCAUGCCACAAUUAUGGAGCCGGCGAGCCUCAACUAAGGAGCCCACCUGCUGCAACUAAGACCCGGCGCAACCAAAUAAAUAAAUAAAUAUUUUUUUUAAAAAAACAAAAAACUGUCUGACGUGCCCACCAUGUUCUGUGCAGUGCUGGGGUCCCAGCCGUGACCGAGACCGCCCCAACCCUGCCCUCGUGGGGGCUCACAGUUCAGUGGGGGGACGGACGCACAUACAGACAUUUCUUUUCCAGUGUUACCUGCCCUGUGGUUAUUUGGGAAGAAGGGACCAGGCUGAAUCCCAACUCCUCCCCUCCUGAGGGACUCAGGGCUUUAGGGCAUUAAAAAACAGAAACUCUUCAACACUGGCUCUCAAAAGCCUCAUAGGAUGUCCCAAGGGCUCUGCUUCUCCUAUCCCCUGGCAGGCCCCAUUGUCCCCUGUGCUGCUUUCUCUGUUGGGAAGGCCCUUGCCUGGGGAGAGCCACUCCAGGAGAAGAUGGACGUCUGAUCCAUUGGCCCAUAUGGUCAUCUCUGAGCUGGCCACUGGUGCUGUGACUCCAGGCCGGGGUCCCCCAGCCCCCCCAGUAGACAGAGGGAGAGGAGAAGCACGUCCAGAGGAGAAUCCAGAGGGCAUCUUCCACCCGCUCGCUAGACAAGUGUUGACUGAGCACCUGCUGUGUGCCUGGCCCCAUUCUAGUAGCUGGGAGUCAGCCAGGAACAAGACAAAGUCACCGCCACCACGGAGCCAACAUCUAGUCCGGGGAAGCAGACAAUAAAGAAAAAUGAUCCAGUGUCGGGGUGAUGAGGGCUGAGAAGACAGAGUUCGGGAGUGAUAGGGAUGGCUGAUUUCGAUCAGGUGCUCAGGGAGCAGGUGACACUGGAGAGGAGCUGCCAGAGAGUGUUGUUAGUAUCUACAGAGGCCCCGAGGCAGGUGUGGGGAUCAGCCUUUCCCUGGAACGGCGGGAGGAUCUGCUAUCAGAAUUGAGCCGGGGUUUGCGGACCAAGGGCCUGGCGCUGCCUGUCUUUGGGAACAAAGAUUUAUUGGGACAUAGCCACACCCAUGUGUUUAUGUAUAUUUUUUAUGGCUGCUUUUGCACGGCAAUGACAGAUUUGAGUCAUUUGCGAUAAGUACCACAUGGCCUUCAAAGAUGCAAAUAUUUACUGUCAAGGCCUUUCCGUAAAGAGUUUACGGACCCUAGAACAGAGUAAGCAAGGGGAGAAGGAUGGGCGAGGGGCUCAGGAGCACAAAGGCUGGCCCCCUUUUGCCUCAGUUGGCACAGCUCUGGAGGGUCUUACCAGCUCCGAUGCCCCAUCGGGUGGCCUCUUGGCCCUCCCUGCCCGCUCCCGCUUCGGUCACUCCCCACCCACAGGAGCUACUCCCUGGAGACGCUGCUAUAACCCUGCUGUUCGAAGAUCUCAGAGUCUCCCCCUCAGUCUACGGCAGCAAGGCACCAUGAGACGCAUAGUUUAUAUAGUCUACCAUAUUCAUAUUUAUAUAAUAAUUCACAAUUCACCCUAUAUACGUAGGAUAAACGCUGUGUAAU
Molecule: messenger RNA, 5396 nt
Organism: Balaenoptera acutorostrata (minke whale)
Lineage: Eukaryota; Metazoa; Chordata; Mammalia; Artiodactyla; Balaenopteridae
Gene: OPA3
Product: outer mitochondrial membrane lipid metabolism regulator OPA3
Exons: 2
Coding region: 1-579 (192 amino acids)
Biological process (GO): regulation of lipid metabolic process
Cellular component (GO): mitochondrion
Source: RefSeq, a predicted model, not a curated record